This is a messenger RNA of Diprion similis, 3027 nucleotides long. RefSeq lists its product as uncharacterized. The record is from RefSeq and is a predicted model, not a curated record. Lineage: Eukaryota; Metazoa; Arthropoda; Insecta; Hymenoptera; Diprionidae. Bases 760 to 2559 code for a protein of 599 amino acids. Gene Ontology annotation, cellular component: nucleus. The transcript has 7 exons. Gene Ontology annotation, molecular function: RNA polymerase II cis-regulatory region sequence-specific DNA binding; ATP binding; DNA-binding transcription factor activity, RNA polymerase II-specific. Gene Ontology annotation, biological process: regulation of DNA-templated transcription.
GUGAUAUUUCGGUGUGAAUAUCGGAAGAGACUUUUUACUGUGAACAGAACUUACCGAGACUCGUUACUUCGAAUAGUGUUUUGUGAUGUAUCGAUGCGUAGUUCUGUGACGUAGUUUCAGAGCUAUUAGUUGAGGAAACUGAAAAGUUUUUCUGUCGGGGAAAGAAGAGACCCGAUCGCAGCGGAAACAGCUCGAGUAUAAUAAACGAGAGUGCAGAGAGACGAGUGAAGGGCAAAAUUCAGCGAAGCAAAAAUCGUAAAAAGGGAAAUCGUGAAAUCUCCUCGAUUCCAAUAAAACGAAUUUUCUCCGCGACUUGGCAGUCAAGUUUUGAAGAAUUUGCAAACGGCCGCUCAACUCUGUCUAAGGAUAAUGAAAUAAGGAUCAAAGGCCGUGCCGGAGGAGGAGCAACAGCAUCGGUGGCGGCCCCCCGAUUCCGUCUGUUUCGUAGUACGUACUCUCCGACCCGGGAACAAAUCUAAUUCCCGAGGGAAGCGAUUGAUAUAUUGGUGUUCCGGGACCGAUUGAAGGAAUCGGCAUUUCUCAGGCGCGAAUAAUCGCCGCCUGGAUCCUCCCAGCGAUUCAACUGGUUCCGGAAUCUUUUAUUACUCGGCUAGGAUCGCGGAGUCGCAAUUCGUCAAAGCUGCACCGUCAUCGGGGAAACGGGAUUGCGAAGAAGCGUUGAGCCGCAGGUUCGAUCCGGAAUCGCCGUUCGGACAUGAAUUAAUUUCCGAACCGGGUAAUGCACGACCUUUCGGUCUCAUGACGAAUCCUUCGCGUGCGGCCGUCCGUUCGGAGGAUCGCCCUCUUCGCUUGGAAUACAGGGAUUCCACCGUGGCUUGCGCGAGCACCAGGGGUCGGCGGCUUCGGGGCUACUCCAGGAAAAGGAUGCACCUGGCGAACGACGUCCCUGCCCAGGGCAACCAGGGCACGAACCACCUGCCGGACUAUCCGCCCAGCGCGGAUCUCCUCGUCGAGCGAACCCUCGACGGACUGCUCGCCGAGCAUCCCGGGGAGUUGAUAAGGACCGGAUGUCCGCACGUCGUCUGCACGGUUCUUCCGGGGCACUGGAGGUCCAACAAGACGCUGCCGGUCGCCUUCAAGGUCGUCGCUCUGGGCGAGGUCAACGACGGCACUCUGGUCACCGUCCGGGCCGGAAACGACGAAAACUGCUGCGCCGAGCUGAGGAACUCGACCGCCCUGAUGAAGAACCAGGUGGCCAAGUUUAAUGACCUCAGGUUCGUCGGGAGGAGCGGAAGAGGAAAGAGUUUCACCCUGACGAUCAUGCUGCAAACGUCGCCGCCGCAGGUGGCAACCUUGUCGAAGGCCAUAAAGGUUACAGUUGACGGUCCCAGAGAGCCCAGGUCGAAAACAAGACAUCAAGCUUUUCAUCCUUAUCACUUUGGGCCUCGUACUUUCACUUUCGCACAUCCUCAGGAUCAUCUGGGAUUCAAAUUAACUGGACUGCCACACCUGGGCCUGGAGGGAGUUGGAGCCGGGGGUGGAUGGGGAGGUUUGCCCCGUGGCGGUCUCCCCCCGCACUGUCUUCCGCCGCCGCCGCCAGGCCACCACUCGCAUUCCCACCCCCCGGCAGGAGGUGCCUCAGCAUUCAACCCGUUCCAGCACGCUAUUGAGCAGCGCUCGCCAAGAGUGCCCGCUACCACCGAGUCUUCGCGUGGAGAUCUUGGUCCCAUAACCGUUUCUGUGAGGGAAGUUAGCCCCACGGCAUCACCUGGAAACGGGCCAGGACUGCUAACCACCGCUGCUGUCGCCGCACCAACUCCGCCAGCUGAGCCAACAAACGCUACGUCAAGUCCGUCGACCCACCACCCGCCUCAUCAUCAUUUCCAAGGCCUCCAUCCGGCGCUUCUUGGUCCGCACAACCCGCUCUUUAGCUCGAUAUUCGCACCUCUGGUCCCACAUCAGUCGCAUUGGUUGUUCAACCAGUUGUAUCAGUCGCAACCGGAGUGGCACGCGUUGGCGUUGCAUAUGGCGCACCAGCGUCUUCAGAUGCCGGACAUCCGGCCUGGGCAGUUGCGGAAACGGCGUGGAUCCAGCGGCAGCCCCGACGGAAGUUCGAAGGACGAUCCUCAGCGGGAGGAGGAGGCUCUGGAGGACAGGGACGGGGACGUCGAAGAGAGGGAGAGAUCUCGGGACACCGACAGUCCCGAGGGUAGCAUCGAGGUCGACGACGAGUCCGACCGCAGGAUAGAAGGGGCGAACAGGGUCCCCAUCGGACGGAAACGGGACCGCACGAGAAGCGAGGACUCCUCGGAAGAGCUGACCAUCUGCAUCCAGACGAACGUCAACAAUUUCAAGGAGGAUUCGAGCGUCGCCAGCGACCUGGACAACAGGACAGAUCUGACGAUAAAAAUACGACUCGAGGAAACCGUCGACUUGAGUACCAAGAGCAGUAAUCACGACAAGGAGAACAGGGAGGAGGACUUGAGCAAGGGUCAGGAUCUGACCACGCGGAGAAAGGAGGAGGAGGUGGCCACCAGGGAACCAAAGAGACCCAGGCGGGAGAACACGCCACCCAGGCAAGUCUGGAGACCCUACUAGACCGUUCCUGAGGAAACGGAAUCUUAGCGUAAGAAGUUAAGAACCGUCGGUGGACACUCUUCGCGGCGAAAGCCACGGGUUUUCAAAAUCGGUAAUCCGAGGUUAGAUCUCGAUGUAGGCUCGUGGCGCCUAGUGAUGUUUACACCUCAGUGGGCAGUUGAGUUUCCCCGCAACUGGUCGGCGACUGAGGUGACCCGGGGUGGCCGUCGUGGCCGUCGUGGCCGUCGUGGUCGGCGUGGUCGAAGCGGCCGAGACGCAGGGGCUGAUGGCGGGUCAGCCUCGAGUGCCGUUGGGAUCCAGGAGAAGGCGUCCCGUUGAUACAGUUUUCGGCACGACGAAGAUACCAAGCGACGAUGUGCCCGGUGUGUUUUCGAUGUUCGGCCGCUUCGAUGCGUUCGCAAGUCAGCGAGUCCUUUUGGAUAUAGUCAGAAAAUCGAGAUGGUUACUCGUCGAUGGUUCGAUUUUUUU